This is a messenger RNA of Owenia fusiformis, 387 nucleotides long. The record is from the annotation of a GenBank genome assembly. Lineage: Eukaryota; Metazoa; Annelida; Polychaeta; Sabellida; Oweniidae.
UGAGGAAGUAUCAGAAUUGUCAGGGAGUAAGAAGCUAAACUUGAAAGCAAAUGCGAUAAAGGAGAAAUAUGAGGAACUUAACACAUUAUUCUACAAUAUCCAUUCCAAAGUUUUGAAAUGCGAACCUGUCACUGAAAAGGACAUUGAUAUUAUUCAUGAGAAUAUAGAUAUAUAUAUGUCUUUCUACAGAACCCAUUUUCCUAAUAAAGUUCUUCCAAAGCACCACUUUUUGGAGGCACACAUAUGCCAGUGGAUGUCAUCCAAGGAAUUCCAAAUGGGUUUACAUGGCGAGCAAGGAGGUGAAGGUAUUCACAGGGAGUUCAAAAGAAUUGAAACAAACAUGGCUCAUAUGCGAAAUGAGAGCAAACGAUUAAUGAUGACUAUGAA